AUGUCAAUGUCUAUUCCUAUUAUGAUAUUGAAUCCUAGAGAUUUAUCCAUAAUGUUUAAAGAUAAUGAAAUUUUCAAACAUAUUGAUAAAAAAAAAGUAUUUGACAAGCUUGUAGUAAACACUCUACGCGUACAUAAUCUUCAACCUGACGACAUCAAAGAAAUAAUUUUGGAUACUUGGGAAAGAAGAGGUGCAGAAUUUGACAAGUUCCUUGAAGAUUAUACUAAAGAAGUUAAUUCUCAUCGUCAAAAAAGGUUACCUCUUAAUAUUAAAAUGUGUACUGGUAAACCGAAACCCAAAAAAAAGGUAAUUAAGGUUGAUGAUACCACUACAACCGAUUACGCUUCUGGUCUUUUUCAGGGAUUUCAACAUCCAUCGAAAAGUCGCGCUACAUCUAAUCAAUCUUUUGAUAUGAAUGGGGGCAAUAACACCGUGUUUGAUGAUGGCAAUGAUGAUUUCAGGCAAUACAUUGACUAUGACCAAUGUUUAAAUUAA
Molecule: messenger RNA, 495 nt
Organism: Scutellospora calospora
Lineage: Eukaryota; Fungi; Glomeromycota; Glomeromycetes; Diversisporales; Gigasporaceae
Source: the annotation of a GenBank genome assembly